CUGAUAUGAUAAGAAAACAAUAUGCAAGAAAAUACCGUCAAUAAUCAAAAACGUUGUAAAAUUGCGCCUAAUUAAUUGCUGAGAAAUCUGUAAAAUCGAAUGAAUAUCGUCCUCGCGAUUUUCGAAGUGUUGUGAUUGCUUUUAUAUUCUGAUUAUGGUAUUCACCGGAGUUCAGUGGAUACCGUAAACCUGCCGGAGAUGAUUUUGACACCGUGUUGUCACCUGAUACUGUCAAACUUAUCACUAAAUUGUUGAUUAAUUCGCUGACUUCAGAAUUUAUUGGAGUUGCGUAUUAUAUAGUUUCCUUUCGGGGAUUAAAUGAGUUGGCCCUGAAGAUGGACGUGGUGACGACCAGCCUGGAGGCUCUUCUCCAGAGAGCGAUUAAUCCUCAGAAUGAGAAGCCGGACACGGCAGCAAUUGAUGCUUUCUGCGUGAUGGUGAUGAAGGAGACUGGAGGCAUGCAGAUUGGGUGCAAAUUACUUGCAACUAACAUUCAAUCUGCCACCGAGAACGAAGCGCUUCAGGCUCUUUCUCUCCUGGAUACUUGUAUGAAGCGUUGUGGCCGUCCGUUUCACUCAGAAGUCGGUAAAUUUCGUUUUCUAAACGAGAUGAUAAAGCUUGUGUCCCCAAAGUACCUUGGCACGAAGACUCCAGCCCCAGUCCGCGAGAAAGUCCUUAGCCUUCUGCACAAUUGGAAACAGGAAUACCCGCGAGAAACGAAGAUCAAGGAGGCCUUCGAGAUGUUGAGAAGCCAGGGUGUCGUCAAGACCCCACAGAACCACCCUAACUCCCAAACAAAACCCCCAAGAGUGGGAAAUGCCCUCUUCGAGGACGAGGAAACAGCCAAGCUCCUCCAGGAGCUCCUGCAGAGCAAAGACCCUUUCGAACUCCAGCUCGCCAACAACCUCAUCAAGAGCAUAGUCAAGGACGAUGAGAAGAGGAUCCAGCAGAAGUCCCAGAGAAAUCUCGAGCUAGAGUCAGUCCACAACAACGUGAAAUUGUUAUCAGAAAUGUUGGACAAUUACAAUCCAUCCCAACCAAAUCCAGACGAUGUCGAUCUCAUGAAGGAGCUCCACCAGACGUGCCAGCGCCUAAAACCCACGCUUCUUCGUCUAGCGGAAGAGACCCAAGACAACGAUGACAUUCUGAGUGACGUACUGACAGCCAAUGAUGAACUCUCCCACGUGUUCGAUAAAUUCAACUCCACUUUCACCCAAAGCAACGAGUCCAACGCCAAUGGCAUAUCCCUCCUCGACCUGGACACUCCAGCUGACACCAGCACCUCCUCCAGGAAUUGUCUCCUGCUCAACGACAAUCAGAGGAGCACUGGGCCUAGUGACAUUGAGAUACUGGGGGACAUAUUUAAUGCCAUCUCAACGACACCAAGUGCCACAGAGGUUUCGCCAAAUAACUUCGAUAGUCUAAUGGAUAACCUUAAUGUUCUGCAGCCAGUGAGUGUACAAAAGGCAAAAUGUGACCCUGGGGAGAAGAUUCCAGGAGUGAAGGUCGACGCUAAGGCAAAGGCUCUGGAGGAGCUGAAUGAGAUGGGGAAGAUAAUGCUGCAGGAGUCACUGCUGGAGAACAGCAGAAUGAUGAAGAGCUUGGUUGACGAGUUCGAAGGGUCUCCAGGAGAUAAAGGAGUUCUCAGGGUUGGGGAUAAAAAUAAAAAUAAGAGUCAAACGAUUUUGAUGGGACAGGGGGCAGGUGCGGAGGAGGAGAAAAAGAAUGGCUCUGGAAAUGUCAAUUGGGAGGACGAUGGCGAGGACGACAAAAUGGUAUUGGGGGAGCAGAAUGGAAAGACUGGUGCGGUAAUUGAUGAGGUGGUGGAGGUAGACAUCAAACCUCUGGGGGAAUUACACGUUACACUUAGUGAUGUUAAACCCAGCAAGGUACCUCCUGUGACUGUUAUUGAUAAUAAAAAUGAAAUAUCUGUGAUUCUGCAUUUUGCGGAUGGUGGACCCAGGAAGGAUGUUACUGUUGUUGUUGUCACUACUGUAAGCAAAAAUUGUAAAGCAUUGAGGGAUUAUCUGUUUCAAGCUGUUGUACCUAAAAGCUGCAAGUGCCGGCUACAGCCACCAUCCGGAGUUGAAUUACCUGGAUUCAAUGUAUUUUUGCCACCCGCUGCUAUCACGCAAAUCAUGAUGAUCGCUAAUCCACUGAAGGUGCCUCUGUCAUUAAAGUUCAUGCUGAGCUACACAAUGGAGGACGAAACCUUCACGGAAAUGGGCGAAGUCGACAACAUUCUGACAUCUUAAUUGCAAAUCCUCAUUUUAUUUUCUUCAUUAGUAACUAGAGGCCAAUAACCACUGGACCGAUUUUUUUUUCACUGUCAAAAGUAAUUUUACCAUAAAAGAUAAAACAAUCAAAGAGACUUUUUAAUUAAUUAUUCGAAAGGGAAGAAUAGAUGAAUUUCGUUCUCGUUGAUGUUGUUCUAGUCGAAAACCAUCAAAGUACUUUUUCGUUCAUGUUUCAGUACUUACGAGAAUUAAUGACUCGAAGUAAUCAUAAAGAUUAUUGUUUUAAUUUUAAGAUUAUGUGUGAGCAUAAGUUUAUAUACGAAUUGCAUCGUCUUCGUAUAAUUGUGAUGUAUUGGAAUAGCUGGAGGGAUCGAUUAACUGAAUAGAAUUAUUAUAUUUGAAUAAAAGUAUAUGAAAUUGUGUUUGAAAAACGAAACAA
Messenger RNA from Diachasmimorpha longicaudata, 2676 nucleotides. RefSeq names its product ADP-ribosylation factor-binding protein GGA3 (gene Gga). Gene Ontology annotation, molecular function: phosphatidylinositol binding; small GTPase binding; ubiquitin binding. Gene Ontology annotation, biological process: protein localization to cell surface; Golgi to plasma membrane transport; intracellular protein transport. The transcript is spliced from 4 exons. Gene Ontology annotation, cellular component: trans-Golgi network. The record is from RefSeq and is a predicted model, not a curated record. NCBI's taxonomy places the organism in Eukaryota, Metazoa, Arthropoda, Insecta, Hymenoptera, Braconidae. The coding region runs from base 336 to 2255 and encodes 639 amino acids.